This is a messenger RNA of Alternaria alternata, 1203 nucleotides long. RefSeq lists its product as hypothetical. Bases 1 to 1203 code for a protein of 400 amino acids. Lineage: Eukaryota; Fungi; Ascomycota; Dothideomycetes; Pleosporales; Pleosporaceae. The record is from RefSeq and is a predicted model, not a curated record. The transcript has a single exon.
AUGGAUAUCAACCGCGUACCCGGCUUCCGUCCUACCAAGAACUCCAUUCCAUCCAGUUCGGACGAAGAAGGGCAGGAGGCAACUGGAGAAAAUCGUGCUCAGUCGACCGAGCUCAAGGAAGAAACCGACGCCCAUGCAGACACACUUGUGUUACUCCAACGAGUCCAGUACUCAGAGCAUCGCAUGGCUGAGCUCCUAGCUUUGGUGACCCAAUUUGCAAAUGGCCAACGCGAUUUCCACAUAUCAACCCUGGAAGUUAUUGAGAACAACGUCAAAGACAUCGAGGGGAAGACUUGGAGAGAUCAAACUAUCAAAGUAGACUUGAGCAGGUACAUCGGUCGAUUGAUGAGAAGGACAGAGGGAUAUUCAACUGAGAUGGCAACAAAGGUUUUGCAGUUGAGUGACGCUCUCGGUUCAUCAGCUUGUGACGUGGACGCUACACUCGAACGAAACAGUCUAGAGUCGUAUGACUGGUGCAAGACAAAAACACUUCGAGAAGACUUCCCAAAAGACAGCCCGGUCAUACCUCAAGCGAUUGUCAUACCAAACGCCAAAGGAGCCAGCUAUGGGGUGAGUGAUGUCUUCAAGAGAACGCAGGGAUAUCGGGACUUGGCCAACCAGGAAGACUCCGACGGCGGUUCAGAUUUCGUUAGCGACAAGCUUAGCAGCAACACGGGUAGCUCUCCUACAAGCGCCAUCGACUCUGACCAAGAAGGCCCAGACGAAAUGUUGGCUGGGUUGUUGAAGGAGGUCAAAGCUACAAAGUCAGAUAAGGCUACCGAUUUGACUUACUAUCUCAAACAAAGGCGGCUUGAGCUAGCGAACACUGAUCCAGUUAACCGGGAGCAAAACAUCAACAAGUCCACAAGCUCUGAUACAGAUAGCGACUCGGAGAGUAAGACAUACGAAUCGAAGAAAAAGUUGAACAGCUCGGACGAUGAAGCAUCUUCGACCAGGUCAAUGUCGGUUUCGGUGAAGUUGAGGAAGCGAAAACUUGCCCGAAUCUCCGGUUUGAGUUCAAUUAAGCAGCCACCCGCACGUCCUGGCAAGAGGCAGAAACGUUCGACCAGCCACAGCAUCAAAGAAGAAGGAACAAAUUCGGAUUCCAGUCGGUCAGACGAUCAACGCGUGGUGCCGCCCAAACGAGCCCGCAAACCAUAUGCUAGGGCCAAGUCAGCGGAAGAUACUGAAAAGCUCGUGUAG